ACUUUUUAUUUUUUUGUUAAAAUUCCGAAAUUUUCUUGAUAAUUAAGAAACAAUCUACGUUUUUAAAAAUAAUGUCUCGUUAAAUUGAUUUGUCUUCGUUAAAAACAAGUUUACAGCGAAAAAAACAGAAAAAACGGCCUAUUCGCGUCAAAUACGAAAAAAUAAUGGCGAGCCCACGAACAAGAAGAGUUUUAAAAGAUUUAAAAGUAACGAAUGGAAACAAGUCAUGCUUUGAAUGCGGGACCUUGAACCCCCAAUGGGUGUCGGUCACCUACGGAAUCUGGAUUUGCCUUGAAUGUUCGGGGAAACAUCGGGGGCUCGGGGUUCAUCUGAGUUUUGUUCGUUCGACGACAAUGGAUAAAUGGAAAGAAGCAGAACUUGAAAAAAUGAAGGUGGGCGGAAAUGAUCUUUCACAAAACAACAGUCGCUACCUCGGCAUCGGGAACCAACCAAUCAGGAACGAGGAAACUGAGGGUGACUUUUUAUCAGGCGCGAUGUCCUCCUUGACCACUGGGUGGCAGGUGGCGUCUAAGUGGACGGCGAGUGCCGCGACCGCUGCCAAGGAAAAUGCGGUAAAACUCGGCAGUCAAGCUUCAACGAUCGCGACCGACCUCGGGUCAAAGGUUAGCGACAAGGUCGUGAAGCCGACUCAGCAAAAAAUCAACGAAGGCCGAGUCGUUGAUGACAUCACGUCAAGUGUGACAUCAUGGGCGGGAAAGUUGAGUAGUUACGGAAAAUCUGGAAUUACAAGUUUGAGCAACAUUAUACAGAACAAGGGACAACAAGAGGAUGACGUAAACAGCGAGUUCUGGGACACCUUCGGAUCCUCGACGAUAAAUCCGACCAAUCAGAAGCCUCCGUCCACCGAAUUUGAUGACGUCAUCAAAACGUCACGUGAUAAACCUGCACCAAUGAAAACGGAGGACGAAGAUUUAGAAGCGUGGUUGAACGCCGAUUCCACGGCGCCCGUGACGUCAGCUGUGACGUCAUCAAACGCGACGUCAUCCGAAGUGACGUCAUCGGGCCAAAAAGAUUCGUGGGGAGGAUGGGAGGAGGUAGGAUGGGACAGCGUUGACGUCACGAAAACUAACAAUGAAGUCAGUGUGAUGUCAUCAAAGAACGAUUAACCCGCUAGGUGGCGAUGUUUCCAUUGUGACGCAUAAUUAGUCUUGUCUAACUGUUGUGACGUCAUAGUAGCUAUUGUAAAUCCGUGCGCUAAUAUAAUGUGUUGUGUCGAGAUGGGACGGUUGAAUACAUUGUUCCAUGGUGUAACUUGAG
This is a messenger RNA of Ciona intestinalis (vase tunicate), 1278 nucleotides long. NCBI's taxonomy places the organism in Eukaryota, Metazoa, Chordata, Ascidiacea, Phlebobranchia, Cionidae. The record is from RefSeq and is a predicted model, not a curated record.